AUCUAGGCUGGAGUGCAGUGGCUCAGUCACAGCUCACCACAACUUCCAUCCCCUGGGCUCAAGUGAUCUUCCCACCUCAACCUCCCAAGCAAAUGAAGAUAAAACAAUGUCCGCCAACCUAAAAUACCUUUCCUUGGGAAUUUUGGUCUUUCAGACUACCAGUUUGGUUCUAACAAUGCGUUAUUCUAGGACUUUAAAAGAGGAGGGACCUCGUUAUCUAUCUUCCACAGCAGUGGUUGUUGCUGAACUUUUGAAGAUAAUGACCUGCAUUUUAUUAGUCUACAAAGACAGCAAAUGUAGUCUCAGAGCACUGAACCGAGUACUACACGAUGAAAUUCUGAAUAAGCCUAUGGAGACACUGAAACUUGCUAUUCCCUCAGGGAUCUACACUCUUCAGAAUAACUUACUGUAUGUGGCACUGUCAAAUCUGGAUGCAGCUACUUACCAGGUCACAUAUCAGUUGAAAAUUCUUACAACGGCAUUAUUUUCUGUGUCUAUGCUUAGUAAAAAACUAGGUGUGUACCAGUGGCUCUCCCUGGUCAUCCUGAUGACAGGAGUUGCUUUUGUGCAGUGGCCCUCAGAUUCUCAAGAGCUUGAUUCCAAGGAGCUUUCCGCUGGCUCUCAGUUUGUAGGGCUCAUGGCCGUUCUCACAGCAUGUUUCUCAAGUGGCUUUGCUGGAGUUUAUUUUGAAAAAAUCCUAAAAGAAACAAAACAGUCAGUGUGGAUAAGAAACAUUCAGCUCGGUUUCUUUGGGAGUAUAUUUGGAUUAAUGGGUGUAUACAUUUAUGAUGGUGAAUUGGUAUCAAAGAAUGGAUUUUUUCAGGGAUACAACCGACUGACCUGGAUAGUAGUUGUUCUUCAGGCACUUGGAGGUCUUGUAAUAGCUGCUGUUAUUAAGUAUGCGGAUAAUAUUUUAAAAGGAUUUGCAACCUCUUUAUCCAUAAUAUUAUCAACACUGAUCUCCUAUUUUUGGCUACAAGACUUUGUGCCAACCAGUGUCUUUUUCCUUGGAGCCAUCCUUGUAAUAACAGCGACUUUCUUAUAUGGUUAUGAUCCCAAACCUGCAGGAAAUCCCACUAAAGCAUAGCCACGUGCUGUCUUUAACUGGUUUUCCACAAUGGUGCCCUAGGAAUUGCAACAUUAAAAUGCGGCACAGAGAACUUCUACAGAUUCUGUGAAAAUAUUGUCAUACUGAAUCUGGUCAUAUUGUUCAAAUGGGUUAAAAAUAUGAAAGCUUAAGGAUAAAAUGUGUAUAUGUAACAAAACAUGUGCAUCCAGAAAUCAAAACUUGAAAGUCUUUCCAGGGAUUAGAAUUAGAAGGGAUAUUGGAGGAAACUUGAAAUCAGAGUUUAAAAAGGUUUUACUUUUUUGAUUGCUGCAGAAAUGUCCUAUGCACUCUUUGCGAGAGCACACAAACGUCAGAUAUCAGUUUUCGCAAAUUAGAUCUAUUUAAUCUUAUUAAAUGUUUUUAUCUUACUCUUUCUGUAAAAAUAUAUCAAAUCACAUGUGAUAUUCAACAUUUGAAAAUUAUAGUUACUUAUAAAGCUGUGAAAAAAUAGAAGUAUGAUUUGAAAAAAUUUCACUUAUCUGAUUUUUUAUAUUUAUGCAAAAGAUUACUAAAUGAAGGAUUACUAAAUGUUUUUGUUCAGUUACAUGAAAAUUGAUAAUGUUCUGGGUCUCAUUUGUCAGAGAAUAAAUUUAAUGUAGCGACACA
Molecule: messenger RNA, 1714 nt
Organism: Carlito syrichta (Philippine tarsier)
Lineage: Eukaryota; Metazoa; Chordata; Mammalia; Primates; Tarsiidae
Gene: SLC35A3
Product: solute carrier family 35 member A3
Exons: 9
Coding region: 107-1087 (326 amino acids)
Biological process (GO): pyrimidine nucleotide-sugar transmembrane transport
Cellular component (GO): Golgi membrane
Molecular function (GO): UDP-galactose transmembrane transporter activity
Source: RefSeq, a predicted model, not a curated record